UGGACAGGAAACUGGCAUUGUGCAACCACCAGGACUGUAUUGGCGAUGGAGCGCAGUUUACAAAGGAAUAAUGCUGAUUAUUAUUUUGUGACCAAACAAUUUUAGAUCCUGAAAUCAUCUCUCUUUUGUUCAUGAUGGAACAAAGCGGGCGGCAGGUGUGGAUGGAGCGAUGGAGAUGCGUCGUGUACAUGGUGGUUUUGGUGUCGUUUUGGAGCGAAGCCUCUGCUCAGAUCAGAUAUUCCAUCUCCGAAGAGGUAAAAGAAGGAAGCGUUGUUGGAAACAUUGCGAAAGACUUAGGAAUUGACAAGGCUACACUGAAAAACAGGGAGUAUCGCGUUGUUGGCGGUUCAACGGAACCCCUUUUUCGUUUAAAUAAAGACGACGGCAUCCUGUACGUCAGCAGGAAAGUGGACAGGGAAGAGAUCUGUGAACGAAGCAGCGCGUGUAUAAUCAAUCUUAAAACAGUGCUAGAAAACCCUCUGGAAAUCCAUUAUGUGGCUAUAGAGGUGCUGGAUGUAAACGACCACUCCCCCGUCUUUCCAGAGAAGGAGAAGCGACUGGAGAUAUUUGAAUCGACAUUACCGGGAGCGCGAUUUCAGCUCCAACCUGCACGCGACCCCGAUGGCGGUCAAUUUACUGUUCAGCAUUAUAAACUGAGCCACAAUGAUCACUUUCGUUUGGAAGUUAAGGAGAGGGGCGAGGACCGUAAGAUGCCCUUUCUGGUGUUACAGAAGCAGUUAGACAGAGAGGCUGUGAGAGAGCACAAGCUUCUGCUUACAGCUGUUGACGGUGGGAAGCCAGCGUUGUCUGGAACAAUAGAAAUACUCAUUGAGGUGCUUGAUGUUAAUGACAAUUCUCCAGGGUUUACAAAAGAUGUUUAUUCUGCCGUUUUAAAUGAAAACGCAGCCCCUGGCACAUUAGUUAUUCAGGUUAAUGCGACUGAUUUGGACGAGGGCGCAAACGGCGAAAUCGUUUACUCAUUUGGUAAAGAGGUGGAUAUACAUUUACAAGAACUAUUUAACAUAGACCCAAGAACGGGUGAAAUUAAAGUGACAGGUUUAAUUGAUUUUGAAGAAAAUGAAAGCUAUGAACUUGAUAUUCAGGCUUCAGAUAAAGGCACGAUCCCCUUUUCAACAGACAGAACUGUGAUAAUAAAGGUAAUCGACCUUAAUGAUAAUCCUCCAGAGAUUGAAAUUACAUCAUUUUCAAAAUCAGUUCCCGAAGAUUCAAGAAUUGGAACAACUGUAGCUUUGAUCAGCGUUAAUGAUUUGGAUUCAGGUGCCAAUGGGAAGGUUUCCUGCUUUAUACGUGAGGACGUUCCUUUCGCUAUAUCUCCGUCCAUGCAAGAUAAUAUGUACGCAAUAGUGACCAGAUCACAUCUGGACAGAGAAGAAACAUCUUUUUAUGAGCUUACAAUUGUUGCAAAGGACACUGGUGAGCCAUCACUCUCAUCUGAGAAGACAGUGAGUGUGGUUGUUUCAGAUGUGAAUGAUAACAGACCACAGUUUUCACUGAGUCCUUAUACCUUCUAUAUUAGUGAAAACAAUGACCUGGUAGCACCUGUAUUUUCAGUCAGAGCAUCUGACCUUGAUGACAGUGAUAAUGCACAUAUUUCAUAUCACAUCCCAAGAGACAGCAGUGGGGAUAAUUCUGGUCUGUUUUUAAAUAUCAACUCUGAAACUGGAAAUGUUUUGGCGCUAAAAAGUUUCGACUUUGAAACAGUGAAAACUUUCCAGUUCCAAGUUGUCGCCACAGAUUCAGGAACUCCGUCACUAAGCAACAACGUGACAGUGAACGUGUUCAUUCUGGAUCAGAACGAUAACGCUCCAGUCAUCCUGUAUCCAGUCAGCUCCAACGGUUCUGCUGAAGGUGUGGAGGAGAUUCCCCGCAAUGUCAACGCAGGACACUUGGUGACUAAAGUCAGAGCCUAUGACGCUGAUAUAGGAUAUAACGGCUGGUUACUCUUUUCACUGCAGGAAGUCACUGACCACAGUCUCUUUGCUUUGGACCGCUAUACAGGACAGAUCAGAACACUUCGCUCAUUCACAGAGACAGACGAGGCUGAGCAUAAACUGCUCAUACUGGUCAAAGACAAUGGCAACGUUUCACUCUCAGCAACAGCUACUGUCAUUGUCAAACUUGUGGAGCCCAGAGAGGCUUUUGCAGCUUCUGAUGUUAAAAGUGCAACUAAAGUUGACGAGGAGGACAAUGUGACAUUUUACCUCAUGAUAACUUUGGGCUCAGUUUCUCUACUUUUUAUCAUCAGUAUCAUCGUGCUGAUUGCAAUGCAGUGCUCCAAAUCCACAGACUAUACUUCCAAAUAUCUCCAAGAGGCUAAUUAUGAUGGGACACUGUGUCACAGCAUCCAGUACAGAUCUGGAGACAAACGCUACAUGUUAGUUGGACCCAGGAUGAGUAUAGGAUCUACUAUAGUCCCUGGCAGCCAUGCCAACACACUAGUGCUCCCUGACAGGAGGAGGGGAUCUGGAGAGGUAAGAUCAAAGUACAACUAUACGUCUCAUUAG
Messenger RNA from Epinephelus lanceolatus (giant grouper), 2525 nucleotides. The record is from RefSeq and is a predicted model, not a curated record. Lineage: Eukaryota; Metazoa; Chordata; Actinopteri; Perciformes; Serranidae.